This is a messenger RNA of Colletotrichum abscissum, 213 nucleotides long. RefSeq lists its product as uncharacterized. The transcript has a single exon. Lineage: Eukaryota; Fungi; Ascomycota; Sordariomycetes; Glomerellales; Glomerellaceae. The annotation marks the transcript as partial. The record is from RefSeq and is a predicted model, not a curated record.
CCCACCCUGACCGUGCGCCCAAGGGCAAGACCACGAUCAGGGACGAGAUCAUCACCGCUCUCUAUACAGCAACCUUUACAGGAGGCCGCCCUCCUUGCGGAGGGUGCGAGAGCAACCAGAGUUCUUCACUCUAGGGUGUCGAGGAUAUCAAUCAUCAACCAGGGUGGGAUCUGUAGCUCCUUUAGGGAACCAAGAGUAGGUCGAAUACUAUAG